AUGCACAAGCCAGCAUCUAGAAGAAGAAAAGAAUAUAAAAGAAGUCAGUCCGUGCCGUCAUCUUCCCUACUCCCAUUCCAGCUUCUUCCUCUUCCUUCUCAUUAUCUUUACCAACAACAUUCAUGCGACUGCCACCAAAUCAUGUUACAACAACAGCCACAUUAUUGUCAUCAAUCACAACAACAACCGCAACAACAACCUAGUCUAGAUAAGUUACAACGCUUUCAGCAGCAACAAUAUCAUUGCCACAGCCAGCCACAGUAUUUUUGCUGCUUGCAACUGCAUCAGCAGCAACAGCAGCAUGAACAGCAACUUCAACAACAGCAGCGAGACCAGCUGCAGAAACAAACAAUGCGACACUCAACUACGACAACACAUUUCAAUCCAAUUAGCGAUGUACGACGCUUUUCGCAAGCAGCCACAAGCGUCCCUAACUACAAAAUGAAAUUUCCUAAAACAACAACAUCCUCUUUGUCGUCAUCUUCAUCUGUCAAGAACUACUCCAGCGACAACCACAACGAUGACGAUGACGUCAACGACAUGAAUGAGAGACCCCCGAACAAAAACGAAUGCGCUGGUCACAGCUGGAGCAUAUUUAAUCGAAAUUCAUUCAAGAGACACGCACAGAACACUUUCAACAUCAACAACAACAACAACAACAGAAACAUGUUCACAACAAAUUUCAAGACAACAACAAAUUUUUCAAGUGGUAGUAUUAGCGGCUGCAGUGGCGCUAGCUGUUAUCAAAAAAGGAAGCCUUCUUCGACGUCAUCUGCAACAACGCCACUGGCAUCGAUGACGUCAGCAAACAACAACAACAACAACAAUGAAUCGACAACAGCUCUGGAUCAUUCUCCGUGCCCUACACCAAGUCCGAACAGUGUCAAGUCAUUCAACCGAACACCCAGCUCCCCUUCCAUACUUUUUAAUAAAGUUAAGGAUAAGAUCAGGGAGAAAGUCAUGGAGGCUUCCACGGAAUGGCCACAGAUGGCGAUCAUAAUCCAGGAACGUAGGCAGAAAGCUGUGGAAGAGUUUGAAGCCCGCCUGCAGAAACUUCAACAGGUGUACCACCAAUUUUACACCAGUGACCACAGCUGCUCUAGUGCUGGCUUCUUGCGUGGCCACCAGCGACGACACACGCAGCAGUACCCACUGCGCACAAUCAGCAGCGAUCAAAUUCUCUUCCAACGACAGCUUCACCAGCAUCAACAGCAGCAGCAACAACUACUGUACUAUCGUCAGCGAACGAAGUCUGAAUCUAGCAGUCUCAUGGCGUCUUUGUUUAGGAAUGAAUUCGAUUUAAACAACAGCAGCAGUGGUAGUAGGGGGAGCAAGGAUGGCAAGCAGGAGAAAAGUUUAUUCAGGUCCAGCAUCGAUAAAAUAUUCUUGAAUAAGAGAAACAGUUCGAAGAAGAAAAACUCAAUCACGAGCAUAUUAAGUCCUAGCAGUGCACUCGCAAACAACGCAACAACAAACGCCAGCAACAACUUCGGCAACAUUAACAACAACAAUAACAACACCAGCACGAAAGGAAACAUGAAAAGUGGUCUGAAGAAGAAUAAAAAGUUGCACCGUGUCGGUGGCUCCGUAGAUGUUCAGAUGGCUCGAUCCGUCUUCCGGCGAAGAUCCAUAAGUGAUGACAUCACGGACAACUCACGUGCAAGAAACGUGAGUAGUGGGAGCGACGGAGUUGUUUGUUCGAACGAAGAUCUCAUGGCUAUUAUUGAAGAACAUCAGAUUAGAAGAAGUAUGCUGGCACGACUGACACGUGGAAAAACAUUGGACAACGAGUGCAGUGGUGUUGAAUUUGAACUUAACUCUUCAAGACGCAUGUCUUUCCUCUACAACACCAUCAAAUCAGUUAGUAACAACAACGAAGAAGAUGUUGAUGAACAUGAACAUGUUAAUAACUUCAAUCAGAAUUCAAGCUGUCAUCCGUCUCCGAUUUCUGAAAAGAAAACAACGGAAAUGAGAACUGCCGGAAACGUCAACCAGUGUUCUAAAAUGGGCUCUUCAAAUUCAAGUGCCGAUAAGACAGGCGCUUCUGAUGUGGAAUACACGAGCGCAAACUCGUCCGCACGAAAUGCCAAACUAAUAACUUUGAGAAAUAAUAAAAUAAAUAAAAAAAUAGACGAAGAUGUCAGUGUUGAUGUUGUAGCCAGAGAUGAUGAUGGAGUUGAUGCUAAUUACAUUCGACCUGCUAAACCAAAUAAUUACGGCGAAUUGUCACCGAACAAAGUAGACGCAGAAAUAAUUGGUCAAGCCAUUCAACUGCACCUGGAAAAAAUCAUUAAAGAAAAAAACAACGACAACAGUUGUCACGUAAAUACUUUUGUUCAAGCGGAAACAGAUGACGACGACAAUUAUAACAAAAAUUUUAUCUCAUUCGAAGUUAUUCACACGAAAAAAGAAAAAUUAAAAGAAAGCACGAAUGCGGCGGCUAAAACGAAAAAAGGAUCGACACAUAUCUUCACAAAAAUCUUUUCUUCUUUGUCUCAAGUUUCUGGUGAAGUCCGUGAUUAAUGCUUUAUAAAAUUCCGAGUCAAUCUCUGAAGAGCUACAAUAUUUCGUCAACAUUUAUGGACAUUUUGUAUUAUUUUUAUGACAUUACAACGCAUCUUUUAUAUAUUUUUAUGUGCAUGAUUCCAUAGAUACUGGCCUAGUAUGAUUUGUUGCCCAAUAGAACUUAUUUUUAUCACCAUUUUCGACUGCCUGAGGUAUACGGUCACAUUAUUUUGUCACAUAUUUGUAUAAAAAUAAUAAAAGUUGUUACGAAAA
Helobdella robusta is the source of this 2778-nucleotide messenger RNA. RefSeq lists its product as hypothetical. Bases 1 to 2523 code for a protein of 840 amino acids. The transcript is spliced from 3 exons. Lineage: Eukaryota; Metazoa; Annelida; Clitellata; Rhynchobdellida; Glossiphoniidae. The record is from RefSeq and is a predicted model, not a curated record.